Messenger RNA from Cyclospora cayetanensis, 753 nucleotides. Its product is annotated as transcription factor SPT20 homolog. Lineage: Eukaryota; Apicomplexa; Conoidasida; Eucoccidiorida; Eimeriidae. The record is from RefSeq and is a predicted model, not a curated record. Bases 1 to 753 code for a protein of 250 amino acids. The transcript has 3 exons.
AUGCGAUUUGCCAACGAUCGACAAGAUAUGCUAGUCGCUUCACCCUUGUUGCCACUGCAUGCGUGCCUUGCACCGCCAGUGCCAUUUCCUGUGUCUGCUGCUUUUGCUGCUGCUGCAGUUGCUCUUGUUGCGGCUGAGAGUGCUGCUGUCGCUGUUGCGGCUGCUGCUGUCAAACUGGUAUUGAAUGAAAGCUGCUACUUCAUCGAGUCUGCCAGCAAGAAAGAACUGGAUUACCUCCUUUCGAACCCCCGCAUCCGCAGCGCAUCCUUGCUGCCGCAGCAGCAGCAACAGCAGCAGCAGCAAGUUAUGCGCCUAGUGCAGCAGCAGCAGCAGCAAGCGGCAGUCCCCGGCAGCGAGCAGCAGCAACAGCAGCAGCAGCAACAGCAGCAGCAACAACAGCAGCAGCAAGAAAAUGUUUACUUGACCAGCAGUGCUCCAACACUAGACGCUUCUCAGCUGGCCUUUGUGCCUUCGGAGCUGGAUACUGCAGUCUUAGCUGCUGCCUCCAGACACCCCUCAAUUAACGACAGGAACGCUGUUGGCUCCGACAUAGAAGGAGACACGCUCACUGCUGCUUCUGCCGAUUGUGCUGACGAGGCGGACCAGCUGCAGCUGCAGCAGAUCGGGCAGCAGCAGCUGAGUGCUGACUCCGCAGCGUCUGAGAGACACGUGUGUGCAGCUCUAAAUAUGCACUCAGACAUGCCCCUCAACACACGCUUGCGUCUCGACUCCAAGGCUUCGACCAAAUCGUAG